Limulus polyphemus (Atlantic horseshoe crab) is the source of this 1073-nucleotide messenger RNA. RefSeq lists its product as uncharacterized. The record is from RefSeq and is a predicted model, not a curated record. The transcript has 6 exons. Lineage: Eukaryota; Metazoa; Arthropoda; Merostomata; Xiphosura; Limulidae. The coding region runs from base 161 to 1069 and encodes 302 amino acids.
UACCACAGGCUGGAAGUCGCAAGAGUAAGCGCUUGUCACUAGGUGACAUGCAAUAAGGUAUUUGAGUGUCAAGACGUUGCUUAUACUUCAUCAAACGACUAUGUGUAUUUAAAAGUAUUAUUCAGAAGAACGCACCAAAAGCCAUGCAUCAUGGUUCAACAUGAACAGAUCUGAUAGAGCAGGUAAUGUACAUGUGCCUAUUUCUCCAUCUGUACUUGCCACUAAUGGUUUAAUACUGCCUGUGCAAGACCAUAAACAUCUUCCUGUAUAUUGUGCAUAUCAGUGGUCCAAAGCCAACCACUUUAAUAGAUAUCCGAGACCAUUGCUUUGUGACCGAUUGCAGAGACUGCCUCCACCACGUUCUUUCAUUGCCUCAGCUGGAUUAACAGAUGAGUUGAAUUCUGCUUUGUCAUAUACACACAUUAUCGGUGAUAGAAAGGAAAUGGAUCUGAAGCAAAAAAUUCAUCAGUUAGAGAAGAAUCUGGCCUUUGUUAAAGAACAACAUGCCUUGGUACUGCAUAGUUUACUUCAGGAAGUAGAGGAACUUAAGGAAAAAAAUAGAGAGCUACAGUUUCAGCUUACAAUGGGAACAGAUAAAGAGUCAAAAAGCACACAAAAAUCAUGUUGCAAUGAAAAUAGAGCAAAAAAUGAAAAGUUAGAGAAGGAAUUAAAGAAACUACGCUCUUCAUUAAAAGAUGCCCUAAAGUCUAACACUGCUUUGGUAACCCAAGUGCAACUUUUUAAACGAGAACAGUAUUUGAAUGCUAGUUCUAUACCCACUGUCUCUUACCAACCAAUCCAGUUUGAGACUUGUUCAGAAGGAAUGACCAAAGCACCCACACCUUCUGGUCCAUCUCCCAAAAUGGAUGAAUACAAGGAUACAAUUCGUCAAAUUGAUCAAGUAUCUGCUAGACCUAGAGUUAGCAGGAACUAUAACAAUGGCUACCAUGGAGACAGGUUUAGCAAAGACAAAUCUGGUUAUGUUGACAACCGAGGAAGACAAAAUCAGCAUCAGCGACUUCCAAGGUUGCCACUUAGAAACCAUUCGAACAUGCCUCACCAACAGUAAGAUU